Messenger RNA from Pelecanus crispus (Dalmatian pelican), 510 nucleotides. NCBI's taxonomy places the organism in Eukaryota, Metazoa, Chordata, Aves, Pelecaniformes, Pelecanidae. The record is from RefSeq and is a predicted model, not a curated record.
GCCAAGGAGUCGUGGGAGAUGGACACCAAAGAGAAGCUGGAGCAGGCUGCCAUCGUCAAGGAGAAAGGCACGAUGUACUUCAAGGAAGGCAAAUAUCUGCAGGCAGUGAUUCAGUAUGGGAAGAUCGUGUCCUGGCUGGAGAUGGAGUACGGCUUGUCUGAGAAAGAGUCGAAAGCCUCCGACUCCUUCCUCCUGGCUGCCUUCCUCAACCUGGCCAUGUGCUACCUGAAGCUGCGAGAGUACGCCAAAGCCGUCGAGUGCUGCGAUAAGGCACUAGGACUGGACCAGGACAACGAGAAGGGUUUGUACCGGAGGGGCGAAGCCAGGUUGUUGAUGAACGAGUUUGAGCUGGCAAAAUGUGACUUUCAAAAAGUGCUGGAAGUGAAUCCGCAGAACAAAGCAGCGAAAUCCCAGAUCUCCGUCUGCCAGAAGAAAACGAAGGAGCACAACGAGCGGGACCGGAGGAUCUACGCCAACAUGUUCACAAAGUUUGCAGAGAGGGAUGCAAAG